Molecule: messenger RNA, 1008 nt
Organism: Salvia miltiorrhiza (redroot sage)
Lineage: Eukaryota; Viridiplantae; Streptophyta; Magnoliopsida; Lamiales; Lamiaceae
Exons: 4
Coding region: 120-809 (229 amino acids)
Source: RefSeq, a predicted model, not a curated record
CCUAUAAAAUCAAAAACACAUCCAAUAAGUUGAGAUAUAAAAUAAAAUUGAAAGCUAAAACACUUACAAGAAAAAAAGUUAGAUGUUCUCUCAUCUCCUACUUCAGUUCUAGCGGAAGAAUGAGAAUCGAAAAGAGUCCUAAUCGAAGAAGCUCCAUCACGCGAUCUACUAUGGCGAAUGCAUCUGCGCCUGCGGCGAAGGGGAAGUGGAGCAACCUCCCCAAAUAUGCUUCUUUCACAUAUUUCGUUCUCAUCAUUUUUCAGGUGCCCCUUUUCAGGAUCCAAUGUCGAUCGGGCAUGUGCACGACACCUAUUCACGUGACAGCCUCACAGCUGAUUUCGAGUGAGAUUUUCCCACUUCCAGUGGUGAAGACUCUUCUCUACCCCGGAGCUAUUGUGAACGGCCUCGCUACCAACAUGAGUUUCCCGAGUUGGAAUAAUCUGUUAAGCAUCUAUAACUUGACCAACAUUAAGGAGGCUUCUCCCGAAGUUGACCUACAACGAUUAGAGGUUCUUGCCGGAAGUUACUUUUGCGUCGCUGGUUCCCUCGUUGGUCUCCUAAAACAGGGGAGGAUGAACAUGUUCGGAACUCUACUCGUCAUCUGGGGUCUUCUCAAGGAAGGCAUUCUUGGAAAGCCAGCAAAUACAGACCCUCAAAAGGCCGUAUUCGUGUACCCGACAAUGAUGAUAGCCGUGCUCUGCGCUUUCUUAUCAGUGAAGUACAACCUAAAGAAGAUAGCCCAAAAAAACACCGCGACUCAACCUGCAGCGAAGCCUCUAAAGAGCUCUUCAAAAGCUAAGCUAAAAUGAUCUUGAGCCAAAAUAGGAUGUUCCUCACACUUUCUUGAUUCUCAUCUAUGGUGCCUCAAUGACUCAUUUUCGUUGUGUAUGACCUUGAUUUUCUUGCCCCAUUUCCUCUUUUCCUCUUUUUGGUGUUUGAAAGUCUCCUUUAAAAUGUGCAGUGAGUGUAUUUUUAGUACUCAUUUAAUUUCAAACGCCAAUUCAAGAA